Molecule: messenger RNA, 1545 nt
Organism: Seminavis robusta
Lineage: Eukaryota; Bacillariophyta; Bacillariophyceae; Naviculales; Naviculaceae
Source: the annotation of a GenBank genome assembly
AUGAGGUUUCAUGCAGCUACCGCGGCCUUUGGCUGCUUCUUCUUGACGCUGACCCUGCUUCACCCGACCUUGGCUGAUGAAUCUGAUCUGGAUGCCUGCAGGUCUUGCAAGGACAAGAUCCCUCCUGCCCAAGGCUGUAUCGAAACAUGUGAUAGUACUUGCUUGACCGAGAACGAUGACCCUGAAGAUAUCAUUGAAUGUUGCCAGCUCAACGCCACUUGUGUUUCCAUUUUGGAAGAUGCCGGUGACUGUUUUGACGAUUGCCUUGACGAUUGUGUCACGGAAACUGUUGCUGAGUAUGGUGUCUGUCUUACCAUCAAUAACGGGCAGGACGGGUGCAAUGCUACCGCUUGUAAUGUAGCCAGGGACGAAGCUGAAGCCUCUGGAGGACCCAUUGACGAAGAACAACUAAAUUCGGAGCUCGACGGCCUGCAGGAUCAAAUUGACCAAGUUGAAUCUGACAUUGACAAUCUUGAAGAUCAAAUUGAAGACAAAGAGGAGGAAAUUGAGGACAACGAAGACCAGGUUGAAGACCUUGAGGAAGACAUUGAAGACCUUGAGGAUGAGCAAGACCAGCGAGAAGAGGAUGAAGAAGAAGAAGAGGAGGACGAAGAUGAGGAUGAGGACGAAGACGAGGAUGAAGACAGGCCCGAGAGGCCCGACGAGAGACCUAACAGGGAUGAGGAGGAGGAGGAAGAGGAAGAGGAAGAGGAGGAAGAAGAACGCCCCGAACGCCCGUCUGGUGGUGGCGGCGGCGGCGGCGGUGGCAGGCCUCGUGGUAGACAAGGCGAUGGGGGACGAAAGUUGGUGGCAGGACAAAAGGUUCAGAAACGCACAACCGUGGAAAACAAAGAAGGUUUGGUAGAAGGUCAAAAUAAAGUGCAGAGAAGAUUGGAUGACCUUGAGGAUGAAAUUGAAGACAAGGAAGACGAGAUUGACGAAAUCGACGAGGAAACUGAAGACUUAGAGGAGGAUAUUGAGGACCUUGAGGAUGAAAUUGACGAAAAAGAGGACGAACUUGAUGCAGAAUUCCUGUCAAAAUGCGAGAACGCACAGGUCCAAUUUGACGGUGUCUGUGCACAGGGAAGCGAGUGCUGUGGUACAUGCAAUGAAGAACUGGAAGACAUCAUGAAUUGCAUUGUCAACGAUGUCAUUCGCCCGUUGAUUGAAGAUGAAUUGGACUACGACAUUGGUGAGGAUUGUGACAUCGAUUGUGAGGUACCUGAUCGAUCCAUGAUCAGAUCCCUGAUGAAAUACAUCCUCGGAGGCAAGCGAUCUCGCGCCAAAAGCACUCCAAAGCUGCGUCGUCUUGAACAAGACACUGAAGAAGAAGUGGAUCCAGCCAUUCAAGCAUGCAAAGAUCAAUUGUCCUUCGCUUUGUCCACUGGAAACUUCCAGGGCGGAAUGGAAGACUAUUUGAAUUGUGUCACCGCAGCUUCAACAGAAUCCGCAAUUGCUGACGAGACAUCUGGUGAUGGCGCGAUGGAUCUCGAGGAUUCACCCGAUGCACCUAUGAUGGUCGAAGAGACGUCUCCAGAUCCUUAA